Messenger RNA from Drosophila hydei, 2170 nucleotides. RefSeq names its product UDP-glucose 4-epimerase (gene Gale). NCBI's taxonomy places the organism in Eukaryota, Metazoa, Arthropoda, Insecta, Diptera, Drosophilidae. The record is from RefSeq and is a predicted model, not a curated record. The coding region runs from base 692 to 1747 and encodes 351 amino acids. Gene Ontology annotation, molecular function: UDP-glucose 4-epimerase activity. The transcript has 4 exons. Gene Ontology annotation, biological process: beta-D-galactose catabolic process via UDP-galactose, Leloir pathway. Gene Ontology annotation, cellular component: cytosol.
CGGAGAGCGGUCUUCUGAGCGCGAGCUUCCUCUUUUUUAUUAGACUACACUGGAUUUAAUUGUUGCAUAAAUAUGCAUGAUUGCGGGGAACGUAAAAAAGAGAAAAUAUAAAACCGAUGGCAGCUAGCAUUUGCCGUUAACAUAACUCUCGUUACACUGGCGCUCACAUUGAUAAAAAACGCAAGCUGAUAAGCCAAACAUACGGGAGCGGAAAUACAAGUUAAAAGCGCACAUCACAACAGAAAUCAGUUGCGAGCAAACCGCCCAGCAAAACAGACGUACGGAAAUUGCUAAGUGCUUUAAGUAGAAGGAGGCCUGCAAAUGAAUGAAUGAACGUGCGAACACGACGCGACAAGUGCACGAAACGAGUUACGAUAACACAACACAAAAGUGAAGAAGCGCUCAGACAAGCUAGCGAGAGAGAGAGAGGUCAGCGAUCUUUAAACAGCUCCAAGCUCCAUCAUCAGCAUUAGUAGCUACAAUACCAGCAUCAGCCCAUGUCUGGUGCGUGUGCUUAAACAAAACAAUAAUACAUUCGGUUUCAAGGGUAACGCAGAUGCGCUAGCGACGUGUGUAUAUUAGCCAGCUAGCCAAGUGAUUCAGUCAGCUAGUCAGCCAAGUAAUUAACGAGUACUGAGAGAUCCAGAGCAAGAGUAGUAAAUAGAAGAUUGCAGAGUACGGUUCGAUAAAUAUGGCACCACCCACUGUCUUAGUCACUGGCGGUGCGGGCUACAUUGGCUCGCACACUGUGCUGGAAAUGUUGAAUGCUGGCUAUAAUGUUAUCUGUGUGGACAAUCUGUGUAAUGCGUAUAGCGGCGGAGCGUCCAAGCUGCCAGAGGCAUUGAGUCGUGUACAGGAGAUUACCGGCAAGAAGGUGCACUUCUAUCGUGUGGAUAUCACAGAUCGUGAGCAAGUGCGCUCGGUGUUCCAAGAGCACAAAAUCGACAUGGUUGCUCACUUUGCGGCACUGAAGGCCGUUGGCGAAUCCUGUCGCAUUCCUCUGCAAUACUACCACAACAAUAUGACGGGUACCAAUGUCCUGUUGGAGGCCAUGGCUGACAACAAUGUGUUCAAAUUCGUUUACAGCUCGAGCGCAACCGUGUACGGCGAACCUAAGUUCUUGCCUGUUACUGAGGAACACCCAACGGGCAACUGCACGUCUCCCUAUGGUAAAACCAAGUAUUUCACAGAGGAAAUACUUAAGGAUCUGUGCAAGUCAGACAAGCGUUGGGCAAUCGUUUCGUUGCGCUACUUUAAUCCCGUCGGCGCACACAUUAGCGGUCGAAUUGGCGAAGAUCCGAAUGGUGAGCCCAAUAAUCUGAUGCCCUACAUUGCCCAGGUGGCUGUUGGUCGUCGUCCAAAGCUUAGCAUCUAUGGUAGCGAUUUUCCCACCAAAGACGGCACUGGUGUGCGUGACUACAUACAUAUCGUUGAUCUGGCUGAAGGUCAUGUGAAGGCCUUGGACAAGCUGCGCAACAUUGCUGAAACGGGAUUCUUUGCGUACAAUCUCGGUAGUGGCGUUGGUUGCUCUGUGCUGGAAUUGGUGCAUGCUUUUGAACGCGCCUCUGGCAAGAAGGUAACCUAUGAGCUGGUUGACCGACGUGCAGGAGACGUGGCCACUUGCUAUGCGGAUGCCAAAUUGGCCAAUCAAGCUCUGGGCUGGAAGGCGACGCGUGGCAUUGAUAAAAUGUGCGAGGACACUUGGCGUUGGCAGAGUCAAAAUCCCAACGGCUAUGCCAAUAAGUAGUUAGGUCAGCGUGCCUCUUGCCCCCGCUGCGUGGCAAGGUCGCUCUGUCAACGUGCCACGUACUAUCUGCUAUUCUGUUAUGUUAUCUAAAAGUUCCUCGACCACUUCUUCAAUUUCAAAUAUUUGUAAUUAUUCUAACUAGCAAAAUGCUUGCGUACGAUUAGUUGUUUAUGAUUUGUUUUGUCAAAUUUUAAGUGCAAAAUGUUACCAAAUUAAAUGCACGAGUAUGUGUCUGUGUGCACGUAAACUCAAAGUAGUUUGUAAUUAAAAACAACAAGCGACACCUAAUGACAUUUUACAAUGAUUCGUUAUCUCCAUUUAUAGCACAAUUUUCAAGGUCAAACUUAAAUACAGGGUAUUUGUUUUUUAGAGGCGAACAUUUAUUCAAUGCAAUUAAACAUUUAAAAACUGAUUUUAAAAAUA